This is a messenger RNA of Scomber japonicus (chub mackerel), 906 nucleotides long. RefSeq names its product arginine vasopressin receptor 2, like (gene avpr2l). Gene Ontology annotation, biological process: G protein-coupled receptor signaling pathway; positive regulation of vasoconstriction; regulation of systemic arterial blood pressure by vasopressin. Bases 1 to 906 code for a protein of 301 amino acids. The transcript has 2 exons. Lineage: Eukaryota; Metazoa; Chordata; Actinopteri; Scombriformes; Scombridae. Gene Ontology annotation, molecular function: vasopressin receptor activity; peptide binding. Gene Ontology annotation, cellular component: membrane. The record is from RefSeq and is a predicted model, not a curated record.
AUGGAUACCAGCACCAACAGCUCUGGAAAGGCAACAGACACGGAUGGAGAGGUGUACUACGAACGUUUGGCGCUCAUCAGAGCUGGAGUUUUGGGUUUGAUUUUUGUGCUUGCAACAUGUGGUAAUGUUUUCUUCUUGGGUACACUUUGGAAGAAGCGCAAAAGAAACUCUAAGACCCAGCUGUUCCUCUUGCACCUGUGCUUGGCAGACCUGGUGGUCGCUUUUUUCCAAGUCCUGCCACAAUUUUCCAUUGAAAUUACGCACAGGUUUAGAGGCACCGACUUCCUGUGCCGAACCGUAAAAUACUUGCAGGUGGUUGGGAUGUUUGCCUCCUCGUACAUGAUAGUGGCUAUGACCAUAGACAGGUAUCAUGCUGUGUGUAAGCCGAUGGUUUCUUUCAUGAAGGGCUCAUUUCGGAGAUAUCGCUCCAUAGGUGCCGCAUGGCUGGUUUCACUCGCCUUCAGUUUGCCUCAGCUCUUCAUCUUUUCUCUCCAGGAGGUGGAGGAGAACCACUACGACUGCUGGGCAACAUUUAUUGAACCGUGGGGGAGCCGGAUAUACAUCAGCUGGAUUACUCUGUCAGUGUUUGCUCUGCCCGCCGUUAUUGUGCUCCAUUGCCAAAUAAGAAUAUGCACAACUAUCUACUUCAACAUGAAGAGGAAAGCGCUGCAAGCAGGGCGCACAGGCACGAAAGGGGUGUCCAACGUGAUGCUAAAGACUGUGAAAAUGACAUUUGUCAUUAUAAUGGCAUACACUGUUUGUUGGAGUCCAUUUUUUGUUGUGCAGUUAUGGUCUGCAUGGAGCCCAAGCAGUGCGCCUACAAAAGGUCCAGUGUUUGCCAUCAUCAUGUUGCUGGCCAGUCUCAACAGUUGCACCAAUCCUUGGAUAUAUCUCUACUAUAGCUAA